Glarea lozoyensis ATCC 20868 is the source of this 900-nucleotide messenger RNA. Its product is annotated as vacuolar protein sorting-associated protein 26B-B. The coding region runs from base 1 to 900 and encodes 299 amino acids. The record is from RefSeq and is a predicted model, not a curated record. Gene Ontology annotation, biological process: retrograde transport, endosome to Golgi; intracellular protein transport. Gene Ontology annotation, cellular component: retromer complex; endosome. NCBI's taxonomy places the organism in Eukaryota, Fungi, Ascomycota, Leotiomycetes, Helotiales, Helotiaceae. The transcript has 4 exons.
AUGGUCGAUAUGAAGACGGAGAAGGGACGGCGGGAAAAGGCACCAUUAUACAAAGACGGAGAAUCAGUCAAGGGAGCGGUGACUAUCCGCCCCAAAGACGGAAAACGACUGGAGCAUACGGGAAUCAAGGUACAGUUCAUAGGCACAAUUGAGAUGUUUUUCGAUAGAGGGAAUCACUAUGAGUUUCUCUCUCUGGGCCAGGAACUGGCUGCACCAGGCGACCUCCAACACCCUCAAACCUUCGAUUUCAACUUCAAAAACAUCGAGAAACAGUACGAGUCUUACUCUGGCAUCAACGUACGGCUUCGUUACUUCGUUCGAGUGACUGUCUCUCGACGCAUGGCAGAUGUGAUACGUGAGAAAGAUAUAUGGGUGUACUCUUACCGCAUUCCACCAGAAAUGAAUAGCUCGAUCAAGAUGGAUGUAGGAAUCGAGGACUGUUUACACAUCGAAUUUGAGUAUUCGAAGAACAAGUAUCACCUAAAGGACGUCAUCGUUGGCAGGAUAUAUUUCUUACUUGUACGGUUAAAGAUCAAGCACAUGGAGUUGUCAAUUAUUAGAAGAGAAACCACAGGCGCGGCGCCGAAUCAGUAUAAUGAGAGCGAGACCCUUGUGCGAUUUGAGAUUAUGGAUGGGUCACCAUCAAGAGGAGAGACUAUCCCAAUCCGAUUGUUCCUUGGUGGCUUUGACCUGACUCCGACCUUCCGAGAAGUCAACAAGAAGUACUCCACAAGAUAUUAUCUGAGCCUGGUGCUGAUCGACGAAGAUGCCAGGCGUUACUUCAAGCAAUCCGAAAUAGUCCUGUACCGCCAAGCUCCAGAGAUUGCCGCCCAGGCAGGUCAACAAACACAAAUUACAGGCACCGUGCCCCCGGACAGGACCCAAGUACCUCAGGCGUGA